AUGGCCGCCCUUGUACAAGGCUACCCCCAGCAGUCGGGAACGGUCACGGUGCUUCAGGCCCGGCCAUCGUCGGCUUCGGGAAUGCUGCAGUCCCUUCCGGUCCAAUCGGCAACAUCAUACGUACCUGGAGGCUCUCACAGGAAUAGUGUCCACGGUUUACCUUCCACAGUCACCGCGCCUGUGGUGUACCAUGGCGGCUCAGGUGCCGGCCAACAAUAUGCCCUUAGGAGCAUGCCUAGCCUUAAUCCGGCGGCGCCUUGGCAGCAAUCCAGGGCGCAACGAACAUCCUCUUCCCCCGCCGUUCCCACCAUCCAGACCCUCGAUUAUUUACAGCCCGCUGUUGCCCGUUCUCGGUACUCGGCGAGUGUCUCUAUGACCAACCUCCCCAGCACCGCGAAUCAGGGGCUGCAAACGAUUGUUGGGGCUCGUGACGAUUCUGGGCUACCGGUGCCCGGCACCAGGAGAACCGCAACGGCGCCCCGGUCGUCCCAAACGAACAAUGGGGUAUCAACCCAACCAUCGCUUGCGCCAGCGGCUCCCAUUCGGGCGGCCCCCGAGCGAUACAGACGGUCGGCUUUGCGUUCGGAUUCGGCAGGCGCGGCAACUGGUGCUCAAUUGCGGCCGUCGCACUCAGCCAUGCUGAAUAGGCCGAAUAGUUUCGUUGGUUCAGUAUCCGCGGUUGAUGAUACGGGCUUUUCUCAAAGCCAGCCCCAUGGCGAAACCAAGAGGGUCCGCAGACGCAGCAUGCCCGCGCUGGAUUCUCCCGGUUUCCCCAUCCGCCUAACCCCGCACGACCUGAAGCAGCCGGCAGAAUCGAAUCGCCCUAAGACUGCUGAUUUGGAUGGCAAGGCUGGCAAAACUGGGAGUUCCCAAAUCACCGACAAAACAAGCAAUGAUGAGCAACCUGGGAGUAGCCGAAGCGCUGGGGCAAAUGUGAACCCCUCUUCUUCCGCCAACCGCAACGGCUCUGACCCCACUGGCAACCCCACAAUGUCUACUUCCCUAGACCAGGUUGGUGCCAACCAAGAUUCUUCACCCACCGUCAAUGUCCCGCCGCGGAGUUCGUCGACCGAUGCCUCGAACACCAAACGUGCCGCCAACAACUCAUCGCCGCUUUCAAAACCCGUGACCAUGGACACGGCGGGCGAGAGCGGCCAACCUGCGGAGGCUACCGACUCGGCAGCCCAGGAAGUGGUGUCUUCGCCUCGUUUCGAGAGCGCCGCCGUCAGGCAAUUGACAGCGAUCAACGAGAAGCGGGGCCGGCCUAAGAGCAAAACGUCACGACUUCGGCGGGCAUUUUCAUUUGGUAGCGCGGCCGAGUUUAGGAAGGCCGCGGAUGAGAGUGAGGAAAAUGGCGCCGGUAAACUUCACAAAGACCGAAACCAAGACGACGCGUACGAUGAGGAGCAAGCACGGAUUGCCGAGCGACAAGAGGCGGCCGGAAUCGGGAGCAAUAUCUAUGCAGGUGGAAGAUUUUUCCACGGAUCAACAGACAACCUAUCCAUCUCAUCCACGGCAUCCUCGGCUUCGAUUAUGAUUCGCAAGAUGGGGCGUGGCAUGAAGAAGAGCACCCGGUCGCUCGUCGGGCUUUUUCGACCUAAGUCAGUCGUUGGGGUGCCGGCGGCAGAUGCGGUGCCGGAAACCAGCCACGCCGCCGUGUCCAUGAUCACGGCCGAAGCCGAACGGGAGCUGGUGAACGUAAACGCCGAUCCCAAGGCACAAGGGGGCGGCACUGGGUUUCCCCGUCUGGAGCGGAACUCGAUCGACGCGGCAAAGGUGCCGACGGUUGAGCCGGAACGGGUGGGGAGCUCAGGCACUGAUAGCACAGGAGCACGGAAAAGUAUUGUCGGGGGCGAGAAGGAGCGGGCCGAAGUCCUGGCUGCCGUUCGCAAGGGAAUAUUGAAGCACCGCACCGGCUCUUCAAGCCCAUCUCCCCGGCCGUCAGAGACUAAGGGCUCUGCUUUUGAUUUGCCCAGUGUCCCAUCAGUGACGGAUUCUCCCAACUCGAGCGCACCUAGCACCCCUAACGAGGACUCGCACGGUCACAGACGGACUGGAACCGUAACGAUCGGAAACGAGGACUACUUUGUCUCGGCUCUCCGGCUUCGCCAGGACACCAAGAGCGCUCCCGGUACUCCCCAGAGCGCGAAGCGCAACGCGACCUUUAGCCCACGGAUUGUUUUCUUUGAGACAUGGCCGAGCCAGGAGUAUGACCGUCGCGGCGAAAUUGCUACGUGCAAUCGCCUGACGCCGAUGCUGGCGCAGCAGAUCAAAGAGGAGCUGAACACUUUCAAGAUGGGAGAACGGCGACAUGUGCCGUGUAUUUGA
Molecule: messenger RNA, 2328 nt
Organism: Chaetomium globosum CBS 148.51
Lineage: Eukaryota; Fungi; Ascomycota; Sordariomycetes; Sordariales; Chaetomiaceae
Exons: 4
Coding region: 1-2328 (775 amino acids)
Biological process (GO): actin cytoskeleton organization
Molecular function (GO): actin binding
Source: RefSeq, a predicted model, not a curated record